UGAUCUUGUGCAAGCCGUACGAAUUGCGCCGCACGCCCAGACCAUGUGGCUGCAAGCCUGGGAAGCCGCAUCCGGCGAUCUCCACCUGGGCGUGUGACAUGCUGCGCCCGGCCACAAAGCUCCUGCUCUGGACUUGAAGGAAUGUUUCUAAAUGAAAAACCUCCAGUUCAACGCCACUGCCACUCAGGGACGCUGUCGCUUCCAUCACCACGUCCAAACCAUCUCCUCUUCGUUACUAGUAAAAUCUACAGCCGUCGUCACGGCUACGAGACGCCCAGUUGCGGUUGACAUGACGUGGACACCCGGGCGAGAAAUCAACACGACGGCUUUCCGCAAAGGGGCCGGGGACCGUCGAAGAUAACCUCCCCGUGAGCUCAGUUCAUCGAGUGGACUUCGUUACCGUCUCCAAGUCGCUAUGAGGAGGCGGUGACCAGCUGGGGCUUGAGUGACGGAGGGCAGAAGGGAAGAAUGGGCCGGAGCACAGCGGCCUGCUGUCAUGGCGUUGGCGUCGUCAUUCCCACGGCAGUGCUCUAUGGCUCCUUGGCCCUCUUCACGUCCACCCUUCACAACGUUUUCCUCCUCUACUACGUGGACACCUUUGUGUCCGUCUACAAGAUCGACAAAGUCUCCUUUUGGCUGGGAGAGACAGUGUUCCUGCUGUGGAACAGUUUCAACGAUCCUCUCUUCGGCUGGCUGAGCGAUCGCAGCUUCCUCAGCUCUCCUCAGAAUGGCGACCAGUUGACAUCUCCAGAGGUGGUCCUGAAGCGGCUCCGUGCGCUCUCGUCCAGCGGGCCGCUCUUUGCCUUGUCCUUCUUGGCCUUCUGGGUGGCAUGGGCCCGGCCGGGCCUGCAAUUCCUGCUUUGCCUGUGCCUCUACGACGGUUUCCUGACCAUGGUGGACCUCCACCACAGCGCCCUCAUGGCCGACCUGGCAGUGUCGGCUGCCGACCGCACGCGCCUCAAUUUCCACUGCUCGGUGUUCAGCGCCCUGGGCUCCUUCUCCGUCUUUCUGUCCUAUUCCUUCUGGGACAAGGAAGACUUCUACGCCUUUCGCCUGUUCUGCGUGACUCUCGCCGCCUUCUCCACCUUGGGCUUCUUCCUCGUCUCCCGGUUGCUGCAGCGACGCUUUCAAAAGGAAGUUCGUCCCAUGUUGGAUGAAGCCCACGCGCUCAAAGAGCUCAGUGUUGGCCACGCCCCCUUCACCUCAACAGGGCAACCCGUCACCGUCUGGAAGUACCUCAAGCAACUCUCCAGACACAGGAACUUCAUGUGGUUUGUCUCGAUGAACCUCCUCCAGGUGUUUCACUGCCACUUCAACAACAACUUCUUCCCUCUCUUCCUGGAGCACCUGCUGUCAGACAACAUCUCCGCCUCCACAGGCUCCAUCCUCCUCGGUAUCUCAUACGUGGCGCCGCACCUGAACAACUUGUACUUCCUGACGCUGUGCCAGCGCCACGGUGUCUACCAGGUCAUCCGUUGGCUUUUUCUACUCAAACUGGGACUGAGCGUUGCCAUGCUGCUGGCCGGCGCCGACCGCGUCUUUUUGCUUUGCAUCUUCAUUGCAAGCAACCGAGUGUUCACGGAGGGAACCUGCAAGCUGCUGAAGCUGGUCAUUUCCGACCUGGUGGACGAGGACUUUGUGGUCAACCGGCGGCAGCAGGCGGCGUCGGCGCUGCUCUUCGGCAUGGUCGCCCUGGUCACGAAGCCCGGGCAGACGUUGGCACCGCUCAUUGGCACCUGGCUGCUGUGCGCCUACACCGGAUAUGAUAUUUUCCAAAGGGAACCGGCGGAGGACUCGGCUGUGGAUGUAUUGUCAGGCGCAGGGUUGCCUCCGCUGCGUCUGGGCUGCUUCCACAUGCUGGUGUUUGUUCCCAUCACCUGCGCCCUGCUCCAACUGGCCGCCUGGUCACGCUUCACGCUGCACGGACGCAAGCUGCAGAGCAUCAAGAGCACCAGGCAGGGCGCGCAACAUGGCGGCAUGGUGGACGUUAAGGCCAUUUGACUUGGAUGGAGCCGAGCUGCACACAGACACUUUUAUUUUUGGUUGUCUUUGGAGGCUUUGCCAUGGGGUGGGGGACGGUAGACGAGAAGUUGUUGCGCCCCAGCCUUUGUGCGCAAGGAUUGAAGGGAGAACAGCACAACCACUGAUCCUUUGGGGUACAACCUAAAGUCGUCUUUUAAAUAAAUGACACCUGCGUUAUUUUUUUAACAGAGUAUUAUAUAUAUUUAUACUAUAACAGGUGACCGCAGAAUCAAGAGGACCAAUACAGAAUUACUGCCAAACGUUUGUUUAUGAUGAACAGUCGCAUGGUUUUCAUAUCAGGGGAAGAAUACACAUCUUUGUAUUAGAAUUUAUUUUGUCUUUCAAGAGUACUGCAUGGAAGUUGAAGGAAGUAGAAGGAAGAGUAAUUGUUUACAUACCUCGUUGAAGUGAGUGAACAGAUACUAUUGAUUUUCUUUUUUUUAUUUUGCACAAAACUGCCAUUUUAUCUUGUGAUCCUGUGGGCCAGAUAAGCGCGCACUGCCGCUUAAACAAUUCGACUUAACUGAGUGAUUGGCUUUUUGCCAUUUUACAAGUAUGUGCCAUAACCAAAAACAAUAAAAUGCCACGGCAAAAA
This is a messenger RNA of Hippocampus zosterae (dwarf seahorse), 2617 nucleotides long. It is a transcript of the gene slc68a1a, whose product is annotated as major facilitator superfamily domain containing 13A. The coding region runs from base 469 to 2001 and encodes 510 amino acids. The record is from RefSeq and is a predicted model, not a curated record. Lineage: Eukaryota; Metazoa; Chordata; Actinopteri; Syngnathiformes; Syngnathidae. The transcript has 10 exons.